UGGUCAUGUGCUCGCCCGACCUGGCCGCAUCAAGUUAGGCUGAGGUGCCGUUAUAUAGGCCGGCGGAGGAGCACGCGUGUGUGCGGUCGCACUUGCCUGAAGGAUUUCUGCUACCUUCCGUGCCGUGGAGCAGAGCCUGUUCCUCGCCCGCUCAGCCGCGCAGGGUCUCACUAAGUUCCCUAGGCUGGGCUUGAAUUUACCAGUUGUGCCUCAGCCUCCCGGAGUGCUGGAAUUACAGAUGUUUAACCUGCCACCUGCCCAGUUUGUAGGAUUUUUAUAAGGGCUUGGCAUCAUCGGUUCCUGUGAAAUAUACAUUGCGACCUUCAGCAGCUGUGUCAGGAGACAGUUUGGAGAGAGUAACUGGAACCUCAGGAAGCAGCGGUCUUGGACUUUCCCGUUAAAGCUGCAGCAUACAGGUUAAAUUGACCAAAGCAAUGGUUAUGGAGAAGCCGAGUCCCCUGCUGGUCGGGCGGGAGUUUGUGAGGCAGUAUUACACGCUGCUGAACCAGGCCCCGGACAUGCUGCACAGAUUCUAUGGAAAGAACUCUUCCUAUGUCCAUGGAGGAUUGGAUUCAAAUGGAAAACCUGCGGAUGCAGUCUAUGGGCAGAAAGAAAUUCAUAGGAAAGUGAUGUCACAGAACUUCACCAACUGCCACACCAAGAUCCGUCACGUCGAUGCGCACGCUACCCUGAACGAUGGUGUGGUGGUCCAGGUCAUGGGGCUGCUCUCGAACAACAACCAGGCCUUGCGGAGGUUCAUGCAGACGUUUGUCCUUGCUCCUGAGGGCUCUGUUGCAAAUAAAUUCUAUGUUCAUAAUGAUAUCUUCAGAUACCAAGAUGAAGUCUUUGGUGGCUUUGUCACUGAGCCUCAGGAGGAAUCUGAGGAAGAAGUAGAGGAGCCUGAAGAAAGACAGCAGACACCUGAGGUUGUACCUGAUGAUUCUGGAACUUUCUAUGAUCAGACUGUCAGCAAUGACCUGGAAGAACAUUUAGAGGAGCCCGUUGCUGAACCAGAGCCUGAUCCUGAACCAGAACCAGAGCAAGAACCUGCAUCUGAAAUCCAAGAGGAAAAGACCGAGACCGUUUUAGAAGAAACUGCUCCUGAGGAUGCUCAGAAGAGUUCUUCUCCCGCACCUACAGACAUAGCUCAGACAGUGCAGGAAGACUUGAGGACAUUUUCCUGGGCUUCUGUGACCAGUAAGAACCUUCCUCCUAGCGGAGCUGUUCCUGUGACUGGGAUCCCUCCUCACGUUGUGAAAGUGCCAGCACCACAGCCCCGUCCAGAGUCUAAACCUGAAUCUCAGAUUCCACCACAGAGGCCUCAGAGGGAUCAAAGAGUGCGAGAGCAACGAAUAAAUAUUCCUCCCCAGAGGGGACCCAGACCAAUCCGUGAGGCUGGGGAACAAGGUGAUGUUGAACCCCGAAGAAUUGUGAGACAUCCGGACAGCCAUCAGCUCUUCAUCGGUAACCUGCCUCAUGAGGUGGACAAAUCAGAACUUAAAGAUUUCUUUCAAAAUUAUGGAAAUGUGGUGGAGCUGCGCAUCAACAGUGGUGGGAAAUUACCCAAUUUUGGUUUUGUUGUGUUUGAUGAUUCUGAGCCUGUGCAGAAGGUCCUGAGCAACAGGCCCAUCAUGUUCAGAGGUGAAGUCCGUCUGAAUGUGGAAGAGAAGAAGACUCGCGCUGCCAGGGAAGGGGACCGUCGCGAUAACCGUCUGCGGGGACCUGGGGGCCCUCGAGGUGGGCUGGGCGGCGGCAUGAGAGGCCCUCCCCGCGGAGGAAUGGUGCAGAAGCCGGGGUUUGGAGUAGGAAGGGGAAUUGCUCCGAGGCAGUGAAUUGCUUCCCACUCACCCUCGCCAAGCCUGUAACCCCAGCUCCUGCAGAAUGGUGAAUUCUUCAGCCAUCCUUCGGUGUCUUGGAGUAUGACCCCAGUCUGUUUAUAAACUGCUUCAGUUUGUACAAUUUUACUUUUUGUGUUAAUGGUGUGUGCUCCCUCCCUUUCCCCUUCUCUUGGCCUUUCAGUCUUUUACUUCCCAUUUUGUGGAACGAUGUUUUAGGAGUAACGGAUUUUUAAAGAAGAAGAAGAAAAAAGACUGAAUUUCCUUGCUUACUUUGCAUAUAUAGACUGGAUUUUUUUUUUUUAAACAGCCAUUUCCCCAAAGGAAUGUGUCACUUAUUACUGACAUUUGGUAUGUUUCAUUCAUUGGAAUAUUUCUUACUUAUUUUUUACGUGUUUCAAAAGCCUGUGAAGUACAGGGUUUGAUAAACAUUUUGGAGAUAGGAGAAAUCCAAAUUGUGUCUUCUUUGAGAGUCACGGCUACCUUCUGAUGUGGAAAAAUGGUCAUACGGAAAAUUUGAAAAACUUGAUUCUCACUGAUAUGGUUAAAAACUGAAUAAAAGGUGUUAAUAGAACUUUUCUUUUGAUAUCGAUCACAAAACAGUUCUAAAACCUGUUUUUACCAUUAAAAUUUAAAUUGUAAGAUAGGUUUUGAAUGUCUAGAAUGCAAUUGAUAGGUUUUUCCUGAACUGUUAGAUUUUUUUGUAGAGUUUUUCAUUUGUAUUUGUUUAAAAAAAAAAAGAAAAGAAAAAAAAAAAUACAAACCCCUAAAUCUGAAUAACAACCAGAGCAAAACUGUUGUGCCUUCUAUUUAUCUUUGAUUCCACUCUUGGCAAUUAUUUAAAGAAAAAUUAAAAAAAAAAAAAUCUAGAUUUGUUUUUAUGUUCAGAGAAUGUGAGGAAUUGUAGACUCCCUCUCUCUUCACCGUGUAUGACUUCUGUUAACAUUCAUUACACCUUACCCUAAAUUGAGUCUCAAACUGGAGAAUGCCUUUGAGGACAGAUGCUUCUGUAGAGGUUCUUUGACCUAAAUAGCUGAGCAUUUGUAUUAGGUUUUAUUUUGGUAUCUAAUCAGAUUCCUAAUCAUAAAAAAGAGAAAGAAUUGUGACUUUAAUAGUGGACUUCACCAGUGUGCUCAAGUGUCUGCAGUUUCUUUUCUUUAAAUCAUAGUCAUGUGGUAAAUUUCCCAUUUUGUUAUGAUUCUCUUAUUGAUGGGCAUGCAGUGGGUGUUUCUUGAAAUGGCCAAUUUUUAUUAAAAUAUUUCUGGAAGAAAAUUUAAUCUGGCAAUAUAGACUAUAAUAAUACUCAUUUUACAAAGUUAUGUUAUUUGUUGAGUGCUGUGUGUGAGGUGAGUGAAGGUUUUAUUUACAUGUGUGAAACAAGCCUUUGUGUGACAGCUUGCCAUUACUAAUCUAAGGGCAACCAGGUUGGUCGAAUUUAACUUAUUUUCUUAUUAACAGUGUUCAACUUUAGAGCUGUCAUUUGAGGAUAGCAUGUGAAUAGAAAUAGAAAUUUUUUAUUUUGCUGUUAGUAACUGUAGACUUGCUAUGAAAGGAUCACCUAAAACUAAAUGAUGUGUAACGUUACCAGUUUGGUCCCAGUACCUUAAAUAUGUAAAUAUUGGUAGCGUCUCCUUCACAUAAAGAAAACUUAAGUCACACGGCUGUGUUUUGGGUCAGUUUAAGUAACUCGGUGACCACUUCAUUUGGCCUAGGCCAGUGUUAAUUAGAAGGAUUUCAGUUUGUAUCUCUGUAGCUUACAUUAAGCUUGUGGUGAAGCGAGAAAUGUUAGCCUGAACUGUGUGUGUGUGUGUGUGUGUGUGUGUGUGUGUGUGUGUGUGUUUUAAUUCUAGUGAUCAGACCCAGCUAUUUCCUCAGUCAUUUUUAUUUUAUAUUUUGAGGCAGGCUCUUGCUAAGUGGCUUAGUUGCUCAGGCUGGGCUUGAACUUGAUCUUCCUGCCUCAGCCUCCCAGAGUGCUGGGAUUACAUGGGUGCCACCACCGUCACUAUACCCGGCUCUGGGUUACUUUUCAAAAAAAACUUCCAGGUCAUAAAUUAUAGAUAACCUAGAAAUAAUUUUUCUCAAUUAAAUACUCAGUUGACUUUUUUUCUCAGUUUAUUUAAAAAAGAAAUGUAUCCUAAUGAGAGGUUUAAGGGCACUAACAAGAUGUGAUGUUGGAAGUUUGAGAUUCGGAGGGCCUGUGGGGUACAGCACCACUUCUGACAUUCGCUGGGUGGGGCCAAACGAAGCCCUGCCCCCUUGGACACUGGACUCCUGUGGUCUGUGCUCCGUGGUCAAGUGGUACGGUGGGAUGAGGGAGGUGACUGAAGGGAGGCUCAUGGUCCUUACUGGGCCUCUGAUAGUUAGGGAGUGUGAGUCUCUUAGGAAUUACUGUAACAUCUUCUCUAAGGAAAUCUCCCUUCCUGUUAUUUGUACCAAAUUGCAAGUGUGCGUGCCUGUGUGUGUGGAUGUUUAAAUGUAGAGAGGUGUAGCAGUCUGCUGGACGCUCCUGUAACUCACUGCAGGGAAUCACUGCGUCAUCUCAGAAACUCAUUUCCUCAGUAACUUCAAGUCCUUAGAAUUGGUUUGGUUGUGUGGUUUUGAAUAGCACUGGGCCUGAGAAAUGGGAUUUAACUUGAUGGUCACUACUAAAUCCUAGUACCCUUGUUUACAUUGUUGCAUAUAGGGUAAGGAGGAGAGCUUAGGGGAGGGCUGCAUGCACACAGCUGAGCGGUGGAGGCCAAGUGAGUUGGGUGACGUUUUCUGUAAUCAACAAGGUCAUCACAUCGAUGUUUUUAGAUUUUACAGUGCAGAUGUUCAAGGUGUUCAUCUGUAGCAUUGUAGUAGUUCUUUGCUACUGAGCUUAAGGCCCUUGACCCAUGAGUAUUUUAACUAGAUAGCUUAGUUUGGUUCACUGGAUCUCAGCCUUUUAAGACCUAUUGAAAAUAAAUAGAUCUUGGGGCCAGGGUUUUAGCUCAAUGGUUUCACUACCUGCCUUGAAAGCGCAAGGUCCCAAGUUUGAUCCCCGGUACCCAAAAAAAAGGAAAAAAAAAAAAGAAAAUAAAUAGAUCUUGGCCUAAAAUAUUUUUGCUUUCAGUGUGAGGUUGACUCUGAGCCCUUGCUUAGGAGCAGUGAAAAGGAUAAUGCAAAAAUAAUUACCUUAUUUAGGAUAAGUCAGUUACUGCCACAGCAUUAGUUUAGUUGCACUAUAGAAAGCCAUUCUCAUGCCUACCUUGUGGAUUGUAUGACAUUGUCCCUAAAAUAACAGAUGGAAGAAAUGGCAUCAGCACAGUUAAAUGACCAGGCCUUGAAGUCAUCCAUAUAGCAAGGAACAAAUUGUCCUUCAGAAUCAUUGCUUUUUCUUCAGAAGCACAGUGUCUACCUUUUUACAUUUGGAUGACCUAUGUAGUGUGUAAGCUCUUCCUUUUUUCCCCCCCUUCAGACCAGGUCUCUCUAUAUAGCACAUGCUGGCUUCAGCCUCCUGCCUCUCCUGCCUCUCCUGCCUCAGCCAAGCGCUGGGAUUACAAGUGUGCAUCACUACGCCUGGCUUCAGUAGGAUUCCUAUAAUAAAGUUACUGCUGAGAGACCUUAGUGUGGAAGAUACUCAGAACAAGUUCAGCAUUGCUGUUCUUUUCUUGAGAGCAAGUAAGGUUGUAUUUCACUGUAGGUCUCUUUUGAUGCUUGUAAAACCUGUGUGAUAACAGUGAUUUGUUCUUAAAAUUGUUUUCUUGAUCUGAUGUCUGAUGUACAUUUAGUACAAAUUUAAAAUUUGGAUGUGGGUGAUUACGGUAUUUUUAUUAUAACAUAAUUCAGGUGAGUUUAAAGUUAUGUUUUAUACUCAAUAACUGCCAUCCCCUGAUACUUUUCUGUACAAACUUUCUUAUUGGAAAAACCCUUGUAGAAAUUAGUGAUUUAGUGGAAAGGGUUGCACUUUAUAGAAAGCAGUUAAAAUAGAAUCUCUGUCUAUGAAGUUCAGAUUUGUAGACUGUGGUCUAUGCUGAGUGAAUUAGUUCUUUAAGUAAAUAGUUUCAUUUGUCAUAUCUCCUGAUUUUUUUUUUUGUGCUACUUAAAAGAAUCUCUGCAGAAUUGCAUGCACGUGAAAUAACUGUUGACUUUAGUUAGCAGUUUUUAACCUUAUAAAGAAGGAAUGUCAAUAUUUAUUUGAAUAUGGGGUUUUAGCUGACUGCCAAAUGUACCGAAAGUAGGCAGUGGACAGGGAACUUUGCACAGUGGUUUAGAAUCAUCUAGGCAAUGUCUCGUGUGGGAUUUUGGUAGGGGAGAGCUGCUGGUGCACCAAUGGCCAUGUGAUAUUAGAUGACAACUAAGUUAAAUAAAGAGUUCUGGUUUUAAGAAACCUUUGGGUUUCUUCAAAAAAUGCCUUUGGGGUUUAUAUUUGUUCACUGUAAUGUUGAGGUUAUGGGACCAUGGGUAGGUCGUGAACUCUUGAUAAUAAAGGAGAAAUGGCAGCACAUGAGAGAGAAACAUUUCUUUUCCUAUUCUUAGUGGAUACGUUGCUCAGCGUAAUGCUCAUGAUUUCAUGAUACAGUAGCCACAAAACAUGGCCUGGGUGAGUAAACCUCACUAGAAGUCACUUAAACCCCUUAUGUGGUUUCAGUUUUGAUGGAAUUGAGGUUCAUUUUUCAAGGUUAAUAUGGCUUGUUUUGAAAACUUGGGACAGUCUUUUUCCUGUCCACUUUCUGACUUGAAUUUUGUAGCUUUUUUUAAGGUCCCCGUGAGUAAGAAUAAUAGUGGGAAACGGUUCCAAUGAAACUCCUUAUAAGCCAUAUGAUUUGGCCAGCUACAGAAAUCCAUACAUGUUUAAUACUUUGAAAUACAUCCCAGAUUUGUAAGGGAUGUGCUGCAGUGUGACUUAGGGGCUCCCCCGCCCCCCCAAAGUCAAUUAAAAAUGUUUGCCAAACAUUCCUGAUUGAAAUACUUAAAUAAGGAAUUUUCAAGAAGCCACCUAAUGUACAGGUGCAAAUUCCCUUUGAUGUGUGUUACCAUUAUGUAUGACUAAAAUGUACCAGUAAAUGUUUUGCUAUUAAAAAAAAAAGCACCACCUAUGGGGCAUUGCCUAUAUUUUUGAUAGUAAUUACAAGGAUGAUUAUAUCAUGUUUAACAUGGAUAGAAACAAUUUUAGCUAAUGUUAUAAUUAAAGCUACUUUGGUUACUGGUUCUCUCCAAGCUUUGAUGUCACCUGUUUGACUUUUGGAUCUGUUUACCUUUUAAAUUUUUGUUACAAAGAUUGCAUAUACCCUGAUUCUGUCCUUUUUGAUGGCGACAUCACAUCCAAGAAGCAAGAAGCAAGGACCCUUAACAUUUGGUGCACAUUAACUUGAGUAGCUAUAGAAAAUUUUAAAAAUAAAUUCAUAUAUAGGUAGAUGUUAACAUGUUAAAAGAUUGGAGGUAGAGGUAGAAUUUAGCUGAGAAAAUAGGAGUUUGUGAUUUAUAUGGAAAAAUUAUAUUUUUGAGAAUCUGAGUAUUUCCUUAAAGAUUUCCUUCCCUUUCUGAUUACCACAAUGGAUGGGAGAGACUCCUCGAACUUUUCAGUCAUAGAUUGCUAAUGCUGGAAGGCAUUAAGAGGUGGCUUGUGUAACACCUUCAUUUUACAGGAGAUAAAUGAAUGGCUCAGAGUCCCAGAACUGCACAUAGAAGAAAGUUGGAGAAUCUUCAGGGACCAGCAGGCUAGGUUCCCUGUAGAAGGCCAGAGCUGCUACAGAUCAGGAUGUGGGGAGAGAAGGGAAGGCAUCACAUUUUAAUGUUUAUCCAGUUCAUUCUGUAAUUGUUUUCUUUUUUCUUUUUUUGGUAUUGGGGAUUGAACUCAGGACCUUGUGCCUCCAAGGCAGGCACAGUGCCACUGAGCUAAGUCCUAGGCCCUUUAAUUCUGUUUUCAUACCCAGGUUUUCUCUGUGUUCUUAGGGCUGUCUUAAUGCCCAGCUCUAUCAGGGCUUGUUGUCUAAGGACAUUAACUUGUGCUCCCCUCAGAAGGGUUUACUACUAGCUCUCAGAAGGCUAUCGGGUAUCCUGAUGUUUAAUAGCUGAAACUCAGCUGUAAUCUCCUGAAUCCUGCAGCAUUUUGUGUUCUGUACAUUGUGGUGCUUUUCCACCUUGUUAUAACUGUAAGCUCCUAGGGGGCAGCAAUUGGGUCUUAGACGUGUACCUUUUUUAGUGCCUGGCAGCGCCGUGUAUGUAUGCAGGUCCUAGUAUUCCUUUCCAGGUGUUUCUCUUGAUCUUCAUGGAAAUGAUGCUCCAGCAUGCUCAGCCACUGGUGGUCCCUCACCGAGUAGUGGUCCCUCACUGGUAGGCUGCCCUCACCGAGUCCAUGGAUUCAAGUGCCUUCCUUCUCUUCCUGAAGAUAUACUUGUGUCUAUACCCUGCUUCCCAGUCUCUUCAUCAUCCACGUCAUUAUUUUUUUUCCCACGUCAUUUUUUAAAAGAUCGAGAAGAGCUGUUUUUACCUUAAGAUUUGCAACAGGGAUAGGGAAUCCUGUGUUCAGAACUUGAGCAAACUCAUUCUUAUCUACUUCCAUCUUGUCCCUCCUGUUUGAGGUUCUGUCCUGACUUUCAUAAUUUAAGCUGUGUGUUCCUGGAGCACUUUAUACCCUUCUCAUAGCCUAGAGUUCGAAUUAUAUUAUCUGUUUCACUGCUUUGUUAGACUCAUUUCUUGGAGAACAAGGACUGGGGGGGUUAGGCCCUGUAUUUGUCGGAAUAUACUACUAUCCUGGAGUCCCUCCAUGGGAGCUGAGUUAAAUAGUGAAGUUUUCUGUUUUCUCACAUGGGGAGUAUACCUGGAGGAGGUUUUGAGUUCAGUAAAUCCUGGCGGCCCUAUGACAUUUCAGUGGAGGAAAUCAUUGGGACGUUUUAGGGAGUGGGCCAGAAGGGGACAGAGUCACUGGCUGUUCCUCAGUUCUUCCAUCCCUGGCCUGGGUGAUUAGCGUUUCUGUUGUAUCUAGCAUGUCCCGAGCACCUUGAUGCAGAGUGAUUUUCAUAACCUUGUUGCUCCCACUGCUCUUUCAGUUCCUGAUGUCACCCAUGCAACUAGUGCAGUCGUCUGCUUCCCGUUUUGUCACUGCACUGUUUCCGGCGUCUUGUCAUUUUACCUCAACAGGCUUUCACUUCUCUUUCCUCCUUACCUAAUUUGAACAGCUUCUCAGCUUCACAGUACCUCUUACUCCAGCUUGUUUUCUACACUGUUAGAUUCAUCUCACUGGAAACGUAUACCUACCUGAUGGUGUAGCCCACUGUGUGUCUUAUCCCCCCUAGUAGACUGUAAGCUCUUUAUGGGCAGGAUCUGUGUGUUAAACCCCCUUUGUUAUCCCCCAUAGCGCCUACCAAUAAAUAUUUCUUGAAUGAA
This is a messenger RNA of Heterocephalus glaber (naked mole-rat), 9185 nucleotides long. RefSeq names its product G3BP stress granule assembly factor 1 (gene G3bp1). Gene Ontology annotation, molecular function: mRNA binding. Lineage: Eukaryota; Metazoa; Chordata; Mammalia; Rodentia; Bathyergidae. The record is from RefSeq and is a predicted model, not a curated record. Gene Ontology annotation, cellular component: ribonucleoprotein complex; cytosol.